UUAAGAUAUAGAAUAUGGAGUCACAAACAAAGGCAUAGUUACUCUCUAAAGAACACCUAUUUCUAUAUCCCAGAACCAGGGAGAUCUAGAAAGUGGUCGAGCCUGCUUACUUGGAAGCAGGAGACUCCAAAUUUGAGGUUAGUAAUAGGGGAGUCUGUGACUGUUUUGACUUGAUCAGAUUUGGGGCCUUAGUAACGGCAAUGAGAACUUUAAAGGACCUUUGUUGGAGCUUGGGAUGGUAGAACUAGGAGGCGAAGCAAUAUUCGAGGUUGUUUUAUGCUAUUUAUCUCAAGAUAGGCAACCUGCACUUGAUACCAGCCGUUAGAAAGAUCUAAUAUGGCUUAUCUAAAUGCUGUUACCAAUGACUAUAUCCAUGCUCUGGACAAAGUUACUUACAACAAUAAACACUUCAAGCUCUUUCUCAAGGAGCUUUUCAGCAGAGAAGAAGGAGAAUAUGAUAUGAUCCUUGAUAAUGCAAAAAUUCAUGUUUCAAAGAAGACAAAAGAGUUCUAUGUAGAAAAAAAAUUCUGAUCCUUAUUCCUUCUUACUCUCCAUCAGUAAUAUGUGAGAGAAGGUGGUGUUCGUAAUUAAAUCCAGAAUAAGAAGGCUGAAAGACAGGGAAGAGAAAUAACGCUAGGAACUUGUCAGAGAUAAAUAAAUCAAAUCCCUCCAUAUGAGUUUGAUAGCUGAACAAGAUUGAGCUUUAAAGAAACCAUCCAGAUCGCCAAAUAAUUUUUCCAAAAAAAUCUUCAAAAUCUAACUUUUAUAUUCUAAAGAUUU
Molecule: messenger RNA, 780 nt
Organism: Moneuplotes crassus
Lineage: Eukaryota; Ciliophora; Spirotrichea; Euplotida; Euplotidae
Source: the annotation of a GenBank genome assembly